Cinclus cinclus is the source of this 2576-nucleotide messenger RNA. Its product is annotated as 5-hydroxytryptamine receptor 7-like. Lineage: Eukaryota; Metazoa; Chordata; Aves; Passeriformes; Cinclidae. The transcript is spliced from 2 exons. Gene Ontology annotation, biological process: adenylate cyclase-activating adrenergic receptor signaling pathway; vasoconstriction; circadian rhythm. Gene Ontology annotation, cellular component: membrane. Gene Ontology annotation, molecular function: G protein-coupled serotonin receptor activity. Bases 1 to 1284 code for a protein of 427 amino acids. The record is from RefSeq and is a predicted model, not a curated record.
AUGCUGCUGAGGGCCAGCCCCAGGAGGCUUCUGGAGCAGCACCUUCUCUUGGUGGAGAGCACAGAGCAGCAGCAGCCAGCUCGGGAACCGCUCCCAAAUCCAUUCAUGACUGAGGAACCUCCCGCCCCAGCCGAGCCCGAGCUGCCGCCCUCCAACCUCACCAACGCCACGGACUGCGGCGAGGAGAUCCUGCUCUAUGGGGACACCGAGAAGGUCGUCAUCGGGGCCGUGCUCUCCAUCAUCAUCCUCACCACCAUCGCCGGCAACGGGCUGGUCAUCAUCUCCGUGUGCAUCGUCAAGAAGCUCCGGCAGCCCUCCAACUACCUGGUGGUGUCCCUGGCCGCCGCUGACCUGUCGGUGGCCUUCGCUGUCAUGCCCUUCGUCACCAUCACGGACCUGGUGGGGGGCGAGUGGCUCUUUGGGAAGGUGUUUUGCAACGUGUUCAUCGCCAUGGAUGUGAUGUGCUGCACUGCCUCCAUCAUGACCUUGUGCAUCAUCAGCGUGGACAGGUACCUGGGCAUCACGCGGCCGCUGACCUACCCCGUAAGGCAGAACGGGAAGCUGAUGGCCAAGAUGGUCUUCAUCGUGUGGCUCCUGUCGGCCUCCAUCACCCUCCCUCCGCUCUUUGGCUGGGCCCAGAACGUGACGGUGGAGCGGGUGUGCCUCAUCAGCCAGGACUUCGGCUACACCGUCUACUCCACGGGCGUGGCCUUCUACAUCCCCAUGGCCGUCAUGCUAGUGAUGUACAGCCGCAUCUACAAGGCGGCCAAGGUCAGUGCCGAGAAGCACCGCUUCAUGAACUUCCCCAAGCACUACGAGGAGGAGGGCGUCUACUGCCUCGAGGCUUCCUCCAGCCGCGUCCACCACAGCUCCCGGCGCACCAAGGCCGUGGAGGAAUGCGCCACGCUCUCCAAGCUGCUCCGGCAAGACCGCAAGAACAUUUCCAUCUUCAAACGGGAGCAGAAAGCCGCCAGGACCCUCGGUAUCAUCGUGGGGGCCUUCACGUUUUGCUGGCUACCCUUCUUCCUGAUGUCCACGGCGCGGCCGUUCAUCUGCGGCAUCCGCUGCAGCUGCAUGCCCCUGAGGCUGGAGAGGACUCUGCUCUGGCUGGGCUACACCAACUCCCUCAUCAACCCCCUCAUCUACGCCUUCUUCAACCGGGAUUUGAGGACUACUUUCUGGAACCUGCUGCGCUGCAGGUACAGGAACAUCAACCGGAGGCUCUCGGCCGCCAGCAUGCACGAGGCGCUGAAAGCCACGGAGAGGCAUGAGUGCAUCCUGUAGUGCCUGAGCCGCUGGCUUCUGCCUCUCCAUGCUGGGUUCCUCGCUUCCCUGGACUCCCAGGGGCUGGCAGGAACCUUCCAGACGUUGUCACUGAGAGUGACAGUCCUUCCUCUCACCCUGUGAGGAGCCGCAGUUUUCCUCACCCUGGGAACAAGUGGAGGGAACUUUGGGAACGGCUCUUCCUUCUCACUCUGCUCCAGGUGGGAGUAAGACCUGGGAGGGUUCAAGGUCUACCAACGACUGUGGGCAAGUCACACCACCUUUCUGUGCCUCAGUUUACCCAUCUGUUAUUAAAGUUUAAAAAAAAAGGAAAGAAAAGAAAAGAAACUGGCCCAGCCAACCAACCAAACAAAAACAAAAAAACCCUAAAAACUUGAUAAAACUGUGGCUCUCCACCUUCAAAAAGGGCUCUAAGGUCUGUGGAGGGCAUACAAAAUCCUGUGUAAAGACAACAUUGGCUGCACUUCUCUGUGGAACCUGACAGCAGCUCCAUUGUACAUCCAAGCCUCCAUGCCAUCCCAGCUUAUCCGAACCCUUUUCCCCGAUGUAAUUGCAUUUCACACUCUGAGCUCAUGUCCAGGUUUGCACGUCAGAGCAGAAAUACCAACGACUUCGUUUCCCCCCAACACUGUAGCACUGCAGCACUUGAAGGAGACGAAUUUGCAGGAUGAAACACAAACCAACACGGAGUUUCCUUUAUGGUUGGAUAGGGAAGUUUGACGCCUCCUCCUCAUCAGGGCAAUGAUCAGAGAGCAAAGCCAGUUGUGUUUAUUGGGUUGUACUGUAAUUCAUUCCCAGACAAGUGACGUGUGUUCAUCAUUUGUGGCUAAUUGACUCCAUAAAAGCACGCUUUGGUUGACAACAGAAAAAAGCAUAUAAUUUCCCUGACAGCUUUACGGUGUUUCAGUAUGAUGUCCAGCAAGCUUGAAAAAAUACACUGAAUGAUGUUAUCUUUUUCAUAAAAAAAAAAAAAAAAAGAAACAGAAAAAAGGUUUGGUUUCCUUAUUUUGGUGUAGAAUCUUUGAUCUCUCUGACUUGAAAGUGUCUCUUCACUUUUUUGUGGUGGUGGGACUUGUUUUCCUGCAGUUGUCUUUUCUCAUGAUCAGCAUUGUAGCAUCAAACUUGCAGCCCCACAAACCUUUACCUGUUUGAUCAUAGAAUCAUAAAAUCCUAGCAUGGUUUGGGUUGGAAGGAACCUUAAAAAAACAUCUUAAAAAGCAUGGGCAGGAACACCCUCCACUAUCCCAGGCUGCUCCAAGCCCCAUCCAGCCAGGCCUUGGACACUUCCAGGG